This is a messenger RNA of Racocetra persica, 431 nucleotides long. The record is from the annotation of a GenBank genome assembly. Lineage: Eukaryota; Fungi; Glomeromycota; Glomeromycetes; Diversisporales; Gigasporaceae.
GAAGCAAUGCCACUGCUGGUAUUUUUGCUACUUAUCCACAGGAGUUCAUGAGUAUUGGUGGCGCUUUUUUUUCCGAAGCUAUUGGAACAUUCUUCCUACUCUUGAUCAUUUUGGCUGUUAUCGAUAAACGUAAUUCAAAUAUUAAAAUGCUUCUUCCAAUGAUUGUUGGCUUGUCUCUUACCACGAUUGGAAUCUCUCUCGGAUAUGAAACCGGUUUUAGUUUAAACGGGGCACGUGACUUCGGCCCAAGAUUAUUUACUUUUUUAUGUGGAUAUGGCGUUGAAGUUUUUUCUGCAUAUAACUUCUAUUUCUGGGUUCCACUUGUUGCACCUGUUGUAGGAGGUUUGGUUGCUGGGCUUGUUUAUGAUUUAUUGAUUUAUUGGGACAAAUCUCCUUUGAAUUCUUUGUUUGGAAUUAGUGGUAAUUCGGAA